Molecule: messenger RNA, 4324 nt
Organism: Ziziphus jujuba (common jujube)
Lineage: Eukaryota; Viridiplantae; Streptophyta; Magnoliopsida; Rosales; Rhamnaceae
Exons: 7
Coding region: 2253-4004 (583 amino acids)
Molecular function (GO): zinc ion binding
Source: RefSeq, a predicted model, not a curated record
UUUUCUCUUCUCUUUCAUCACAUUUCUCCCAAAGUUGGCUCACCUCUUCUCAUUCAUGAAAAUUUCUUCACUUAGUUGCCUUUUUACCAAACAACCUGGUUUUAUCUCUCAGGUCACUAAAAUUCCAUACAUACCUGUUCAAUUUGAUAGUUCAGAAUUCGGAAUUAGGGUAUUGUGAAGAAAGAGAAUUUUAAAAGAAUUAGGGUAUUGCGUUGCCAACUCGUUACAAAAAAUUCCUUUUUCUUCCACGCAAUCCAAUACCCAAUAGCCCAAACCCCUCUCCAUCGUCUUUUUGUUUCAUCUACCUUUUGUUUUUUUAAGAAAAAAAAACAUUACAUUACUCAAAAAUUUAAUUUAAUAUCCUUUUUCAACCUUCUCGUUGUUAUUUCUUUUUGUUCCUUUGGUGUUUCUUCAACCCUUGUUUUAUGUUUCCGCGAACUAGAGAAUCAGCCAAACUGUUUUUCUAGAUUGUUAAGGCUUCAGAAGAAGCUGGGUACGUCAGAGACCUCUCAAAUGAUUUGCAUGUCUCAACCACGGAAGUCAUAUUCUGGAAAAUUUUUAAGUGCCAACAAUUGAAGUGUUCCUUGUAGCUGCUCUAACACCUACACUAGCAGCACCAGAGAUGAGAAUGAACUGAGGGAGGAAUCAGAAGCCCUUUGUUGGAGAACCCGAAUAUAUCCCCCUAAAAAGGCUUGCCAGACAAGGCAUCAACAACAAGAUUUGCAUUUGGUUGGGUGGGUUCUUCCCUGUGGUACUGUCAAAUAGCUAGUGAAAAUUUGAGAGUUUUGAUAUGUUUGCUUGCAUUUGGGAAGCUUCACAAAAAAGUAUUGCAGAUGCCUUCUGUGGGUUUGGGUUAUCAAAUGUUGAACUAAGCGAGCUUGUCUUGUCCUAUGCUCCCUUUUUGCUUCGUAUAAACAUUCUUUUUGGAAAAAGGAAUAUAUAUAUAUAUAUAUCUUUAGGAAUCAAUUUCUAAAAUGAUUAAUAGGAAGAGUAACUCUUGGAAUCCGUCAUUUCUAUUACAAUAGUCUUGAUAUUAUAGAUAAUAAAAUUCAAACCAUGCCAUGGACAGCGAUUCUUGAAAAGGUUGUCCAGCUACAAAGUUUGCAACAGCUUUGUGUGGUUAAGGAUCUUUCUGCUCAUGAUGUGGUGAUGCAAUUGAUGCAGAAGGAGAACUACUUGAUCGGAAUGCUUAACAAGGGAGUACUUGCAUUUCCAAUCUCAAAAUGGGUCCCUGGUGCUGGUCCAACUGUCAAAUCUGGUUCAAAGGGAAAGUGCCGUCGUUUGAUAUUGACUGAAACCCUUGAGUGGACCUUAAAUUGGUGCAUACUAUAGAGCAUGUUUUGAUAGUGGAGUUGGAAGGUUUGAAAAAAGCACACAUUCGAGAUGGCGUUGCAGUGGUGCAAUAUCUUGUCUGGUUGGAUAAGCAGGUAAUCCGUGAAACUUGUUCAUCUGUUUAUUUCUUGGACAAGUAGUCAAUAUACCCUUUUUUGAGGAAAAGCUUUUUAUGAAAACAAUAAAACUAAAAAAAAAAAAAAAAAAAAAGAUGUCUAAGCUUUUAGUGCAUAUACGGAUGUAGGAGAUAUAUGGGGUUUCUGGUUACUUCUUGGAGGGAGACGAAGUGACUAAGAAAAAGCAAUUGUCCUCAAGGGUCCUAUUGCACUUGGGAAUGCUCAAUUUCCUAAUGGAACCAAUGGUAUUUUAUUUUAUUUUUUAAAUUAUGUAUUUCAUUUUAAGUGAAAUGUAUUGACUAUAUUCUUGUAAGUUUGUGUGAUAGGAAGGUACAUGUUCAUUUUCCUACAGGUAAUGCCCUAAACAUUCUUGCUUGAGUUCCACUAUAGAAAAAUGGUCUUGAUUAUUGGCAUGGUACAGGCCACGAAAUUGGGUCUUACCUUAAUGUUCAUGAAGGCAAGUGUAUUUUACUACUUUCCUCUAUUAUUACUGGGUAUGAGCUAUUGUCUCAAUUGUUAUAUUUGAACCUUUAUACUUCUUUAUGGACACUCUAGGUAUUUAAUUAUUUUAUUUGAAACUUGUAUACUAAAUAUUGUAACUAACCGCAAACAUUUCGUUUGAUUUCAUCCAGGUAUCAAAUUAGUCUCCGUUAUAGUGGAGGUGCCCCGUAUGCUUUUAGUGCUGUCACUAAAGUUGGCAUUAUACCAAUUGUGGUGCGAGUUGGUGUUCGAGAUUUUGACAUUGAUGGGUUACGAACAUUUGUUAGACCCAACAUUCGGGACUUUCAGCUGGUGAUAGUCGACAUGGGUUCUACCGCAACCAUGGCUGAACUUAGGGUUAACCAUCGCUUCUCAUCCGUCAAUGCCCAUGAAAUCAUUCGAAUCAACCAAAUCUUUGCGAGUAAGAAUGCGCUACAGAAGAAGAUUAGUCUUUAUGCACUAAGGAGAAAUUUUGAAUUCAAGGUCAAGAAGUCGGAUAGAGUCCGAUAUGAGGUUGUAUGUGCAAACAACAAUUGCAUGUGGCGAAUGCGUGCUACCAAACUACAUGGUGAUAAUACAGAGGCCUUCAUGAUUAGGGCCUUCAAGGAUGAGCAUAUUUGCUCUUUAAAUAUCAUGAAAAGGGAUCAUCGUCAAGCAACAAGUUCAGUUAUCGGAGACAUCAUCCAGCCAAUGUUUGAUGGGAUUUCAAGGCAAUACAAACCUCGAGAUAUCGUGCAUGAGAUUCGCUCUAAUUACGGAGUAAACAUAAUCUACAACAAAGCAUGGGCCGUUAAGGAAGUUGCAUUAUCAGGUUUAUGGGGCACGCCAGAAGAUUCAUAUGCAAAACUUCCUUUAUGGAGUCACGUUUUGAAGAGCAAAAAUCCGGGCACGUUUACUCGAAUUGAAAUUGAUGAUCAAAACAGAUUUUUAUAUUUUUUCAUGGCACUUGGAGCUAGCAUUAGAGGGUUCCAGCAUAUGCGGAGAGUCACAGCUGUCGAUGGAACUACACUGAAGAAUAGAUAUAGAGGUUUGUUAUAUAUUGCAUCAUGUUUGGAUGCGAACAAUCAAAUUUAUCCACUUGCUUAUGGAAUAGGCCCUGGGGAGACGGAUGCGGCUUACACGUGGUUUUUUGAGAGCUUUAAAGAAGCGUUUGGAGAUGAUCCGAAUAUAGCUUUUAUAUCGGAUAGACACAAGAGCAUUGCAAAAGCAAUAUGUACAGUUUUCCCUAAUAAUCACCAUGGCCACUGCACAUAUCAUCUUGGUACAAAUUUACGUGCUAAGAAGUUUAAAGGUAAUGUCAACGCGAUUAUAUCAACUUUUAAUGAUGCAGCUAGAGCAUAUAUUGUUGAGGAUUUUGAUAAGGCCAUGCAGCUUUUAGCAGGGGUUAGUAUUGAAGCUGUACAAUAUCUCAAGGAUGCAAGUCCUUCAAAAUGGGCUAGAUCACAUUUUCCGGGCAAUAGAUACAACAUAAUGACAACUAACAUUGCAGAGAGCAUGAACUCUGUGCUUAUUGAUGCUAGGGAUAAACCUGUUUUGCCAUUACUAGAUCACAUUCGUGAUGUCUUGCAAAGGUGGUGGUAUGAACGUCGAACUAACACUGCUGCAAUGCAAACUCCUGUUACUAAUUGGUUGGAAAAAAUCAUGCAGGACCGCUCAAAUAAUGGCAGAGGCUUAUGUGUUAUGCCAAUGAACUUAUAUGAGUUUCAAGUUGUUGGCCAUGGCAUGUUCGUUGGAGUUGUUAACUUAGAAAAUAAGACGUGCUCAUGCAAGGAAUUUGACAUUGAUGGAUUUCCUUGUGUCCAUGCAAUUGCAGCAUGUAAGCAUCAACAUAUCUCUCCAUAUUUCCUUUGCUCGGUGCAUUACUCAGUUGACUCACUCCGUGAUGCAUAUUCGGAAACCAUAUAUCCACUUAAAAGUCAGUGGCAUGCUCCAGAUGAUGUCAUAAACCAGGUUGUACUUCCACCUCAAAUUGGCAAACAGUCAGGAAGACCGAGAAAGAAGAGGAUUCAAUCUCAAGGAGAGGAGCGUCAUCAAUAUAGAUGCGGGAGGUGCAAACAGGUUGGUCACAGCAGCUGAUCAUGCUCCGCCGCCGUACCUCUUAAUAGCACUAACAACCAACAGCACCACUGAAACGAACGCCCAUCAAUCGCAUGAUGCUAUAUUCAGACAAUGAGGCCAUGUUAUGUGGUAUGCGUGUGUAUGAAAUGUAGUCAGGAAUGCAAUUAGUUGGUCAACCGCGUAACGUGUGUUUUGGCGUAAUAGACGUUGGCUUUAUGUGUUCUUUUAUUGUCAAAUUCAUCUGUCGUAUUGUUUUAAUAACAUAUCAUUCCGUCUUCAGUUUUUGGUUCAGUUGUUUGUAUGUUUCUUACUAUUGCAUGGAUGAUAUUACUGCCUAA